Molecule: messenger RNA, 315 nt
Organism: Dracunculus medinensis (Guinea worm)
Lineage: Eukaryota; Metazoa; Nematoda; Chromadorea; Rhabditida; Dracunculidae
Source: the annotation of a GenBank genome assembly
UAUCACAAAAAAUUCCAAACAUGCUCAUUAUAUGAGCACGAUGGAACUCGAGGUAUAUCGCAAAUAGUUUAUGUUGAAGAUCACGAUUAUUACAAUCGAACCAACUAUAUAAAUGAAUCUGAAUGUGAUGCACAAGAAGAUGUUGGCUACUUGUUGUUCCAUGAUUUUCAAGCGAUUACCACAUCAGUGCCGAUAAAACUGAUUGGAAUAGAUCAACUUGUUUGCAAUACCUACUGCACUCAAAAUAUAGUACGCUACAAUGAAGAGCCUUUAAUAUACUUUUUUUUCUUAAGAAAUUUCAUCAUUAUUGGUUAA